AUGUGUACUGGUGCAUAUACUAAUGUGUAUGUAUAUACUGUAUGUACGUAUAUACUGUACGUAUAGUAUAUAAACCCAACUAACUUCUUUUGCGUCUCUUUGAUGUUGUUUUUUGAGGUCCAAAACCUCUUCUGUGACAAAAUAAUUGAUCAAAAACUCUUGUUAACCUUUGUGAGUCUUUGUGGUUGUCUUGUCUUGAGUCUCUUUGUGGUUGUCUUGCGUCUCUUUGAGGUUGUUUUGCGCUUUGUGGUUGUUUAGCAUGUCUUUGUGGUCAUUUUGCAUCUCUUUGAGGUUGUUUUGCUGUUGCAUCACUUUGUGGUUGUUUAGCAUGUCUUUGUGGUUGUUUUGCGUCUCUUUAUAGUUGUUUUGUGUCUCUUUGUGGUUGUUUAGCAUGUCUUUGUGGUAGUGAAGCAUGUCUUUGUGGUUGUUUUGCAUCUCUUUAUAGUUGUUUUGUGUCUCUUUGUGGUUGUUUUGCGUCUCUUUAUAGUUGUUUUGUGUCUCUUUGUGGUUGUUUAGCAUGUCUUUGUGGUUGUUUUGCGUCUCUGUGUGGUUGUCUUCCGCUAAGAUAUACACAUCUGAACCUUUGAACUGCAUACAAAUACCAUAUUGGAUUCAAAUCUGAUGAGUUUUUUUUGACAGACGUAUCAUUUGUUUUACAGUUUUGGCCAUUAGAGGAGACAGGAAUUUCUUGAAAUUGUGAUCAUUUUUUGCGAUGCCAUCAGUGGGUAAAUUCUUACCAAAAUUCCAUGGGAACAUACUUGGGUGAUCACCUACCCAUCACAAAAAAUUCAGGUUGAUUCGUCAAAAACUGUAGACAGGAAGUUGCUAACGGAAUGACAGACUUAUGGCAGACAGACCUUUUUAAUCAACUGAUUCUAAUGAUUAAGUUAGACAGAAAACAACUGUGUCGCGUAUAAAACGGCGUCACUCAGUUUCACUCAGCUGCAACUACGACGACCCUGUCCACGUUGAGGAGGUAUGUACUAUGAAGUAAAGGAAAACGACGUGACUGAUACCCAACCAAGUAGAGUCGAGUAGUUAGAACUGUACAAUGAAAAAGUGCCAUUACAAAUAAACACACAGUGAUGAAAACAUAAUCUCAUGGUAAUAAGUCAGUUCCAGUUUCUUUUUUGUUUUGUUUUUUGGGGGGGAGGGUGCCCAGGGCUCCACAGAUUCUAGCAGUGCCACUGGUCCUUGACAGAGCUCACAUCAGCUUCCUGACACACACACACACACAGCGGCAGUUGAGAGUCUGUUAACGGACACAAACAGCGGGUUUCGCCAAAUGAGCCGUUCGGCGCUGCAAAAGAGGAGAAGCUGCUUUUUUUCCCGGCGCUGGGACCGCUACUCACCGGAGCGGCUAACGCCCGAGGAGAUGGUCGGCCUCGGUGUGUUUGAGGAAAGCGGGCGGUCACAGCGGCAGAGGAGGCGGAACGAUGGCGCGCUGAGGCCCGAUGUCAGGCUGCACACAGCGGACGACCAGCAGCUGAUGGCGAUUCAAGAGGCGUUUCCUCCCGACCAGGAGGAGGAGCCAGAGCGUCCCCACAUUAAAGAGGAAGAGGAGGAACUGUGCAUCGAACAGGAGGAGACUGAUAUCAUUGCGGUGAUCGUCAAGAGUGAAGAAGACGAAGAGAGACCUGAGUCAUCGCAGUUUUAUCAGAGUCACACUGAGGAGAACACGGAGGACUGUGGAGGAGGACCAGAACCAGGUCCAGGUAGCGAGGACGAGAUCGAAGACAGUGACGUUCACUGGAAGGAGACCAGUGAGUCGACGAGUUUGAAGACAAUAAAAAAUAAAAUUGUUUCUCGUGAUACCAGAGGUAACAAAGGGGAGAAACUUAGCCUUUCUGAAUGGGGUCAAAUAUAUGCCAACAAGUCACUGCUACUGGGACACAUGGACACUUAUUUUCAAGAGAAACCGAUAGGUUGCUCUCAGUGCGAUAAGAGGUUUAUCCAAAAGAGAAGUCUGAUCAAACAUUUGAAAGUCCACACGGGUGAGGUGUCGUUCACCUGCUCCGAGUGUGGACAAAGAUUUACCAAAAAAAGCCUCCUGAGGUCCCACGAAAAAACCCAUAAAGGAGAGAGACCGUUUGGUUGCCCCGAGUGUGGUAAGAAAUUUAUUAAUAAGAGCAGGCUGAGGUCGCAUGAAAAAAUCCAUACGGGGGAGAAACCAUAUAGUUGCUCUCUGUGUGGCAAAAGGUUUAUCCAGAGGAGCAAUCUGAGGUUGCACGAGAAAACCCACACAGGAGAGAAACCGUUUAGUUGCUCCGAGUGUGACAAAAGAUUCAGCCACGAGUGCUAUUUAAAUAUACACAAGAAAAAUCACACGGGGGAGAGACCGUUCAGUUGCUCCGAGUGUGGGAAACGAUUUAUUGAAAAGAGCAAGAUGAGGCUACACGAAAAGAUUCACACGGGAGAGAACUACAUCUGCUCCGUGUGCGGGAAAAAGUUUAUUCAAAAGAGGUAUUUGAGGAAACAUGAGAAAAUCCACACCGGGGAGAAACCAUUCAGCUGCUCCGAGUGCGGCAAAAGGUUCACGGAGAAGAGCAGUCUGGGGUCGCACGAAAAAAUCCACACGGGGGAGAAACCGUUCAGCUGCUCCGAGUGCGGGAAACGAUUCAUCCAAAAGAGUAAUCUGAGAAAACACGAAAAGAUCCACACGGGAGAGAAACCGUUUAGCUGCUCGGUCUGCGGCAAGAGAUUUGACAAGAAGAGCAACUUGAGGCCACACGAAAAAAUCCACACGGGGGAGAAACCGUUCGGUUGCUCCGAGUGUGGGAAAAGAUUUAUUCAAAAGAGCCAUCUGAAGAAACAUGAAAAUAUUCACGUGAGGAAAAACAGCUACGGUAAAAAGGUUUGAUAAUUGAAAAACAAAACUGGGGAUAUCAUCACAGAGACAUCAGACCGAGGAGGACGGAGAAGACUGCGACGGUUCUGAAUUCAACCAGGAAGUGAGGACAAGAUUCCACAGGACUUUACAACAAAGACUACACAAGGAAACUGGAGUCUUUGAUAAGAACUUUGAGUGUUUACAACAUCGAUUCUCUCCCCCCCGCCCAUGUAAACUUACAAAAAAGAAAGAAUGGAUCUCUUUAAUCUGAAGAAUAUGGAUCCAAUUUCUUUAAAUACCAUUGUAAAAACAAACUAAGAAACAAUAUCAUAAUGGAACAUUUAACUGUUUAAUGAGGAACAAAUACUUUUAUUAAGAUCUAGGGACACAUUCUACUUUUUUAUUAUUUACUUGUAAUUUGACUUCAAGUGUCCAAGAAGCCUAUAGCUUUAAAUAAGAGCUCUGAGACUUUUGAGUCUUUUUCUU
Molecule: messenger RNA, 3316 nt
Organism: Solea solea (common sole)
Lineage: Eukaryota; Metazoa; Chordata; Actinopteri; Pleuronectiformes; Soleidae
Product: gastrula zinc finger protein XlCGF57.1-like
Exons: 2
Coding region: 1286-2860 (524 amino acids)
Biological process (GO): regulation of transcription by RNA polymerase II
Cellular component (GO): nucleus
Molecular function (GO): DNA-binding transcription factor activity, RNA polymerase II-specific; RNA polymerase II cis-regulatory region sequence-specific DNA binding
Source: RefSeq, a predicted model, not a curated record